UUGCAGACUGUCGCAUCUAUACCGCUGUGGUUCGUCUCGUCGGUGAUAGAUCGCUUUGCGAACUCAUGGGGAGUUCCCCUUCUUUCAUCAUUCUGUUCAGAUCCCGCUUUCCUUGUGCCGUUUGUCAGUUCACAAGUUGCAGCAAGCUCGCCGUCAUCGUUACGAGUAGCGCCAAUGUAUCAGUUGAACAGCUUCCCGUCAGGGAAUCGUCUUCUCUCGCUGUCUUCUCCAUCAUCCCACUCGAAUUUGUCCAGCAUUGGAGGUGUUGGAUUAUGUGAGUCCACAUCGCUUAGUGCACUUUGGUGUGCGCGAAUAUCAGCAGCUGUCUGUACUGCCGAAGGAAAGUCGUCCCUCCGUUUUGACCAUCUGACGCUGUGCACCUUCAAUGGCCACUCGUCGUCUGUUCGUCGAAUCGCUAGUCUUUCGAAUGAAAACUCCUUCAUUUCCGCAUCGUCUGAUAAAACCAAUUGGGUGCGGCCGAUUAAACCCGAAUAUGACACCGUGGAAGCUCAAUGGACUUACAACAGACAUCAGCGUCCAAUUCUUGACGUCACUCUAUUGGCAAAUAAUCUUAUCGCAUCCACAGAUGGGCAUCUUCAUGUGUGGGAUCCAUUCCGUGGCGCGAUCAUUACCCAACUAGAUUGGGAUGGCGAUGCGACGAUCUGUGGUCUCUCACAUGUGGACAGGCAUUCAAUGGCGGCUAUAUCAAGUCUUCAUUCAACAGUACGCCUCAUAGACACUCGAACUGGCAAUUGGACAAGUGAGUUGAAGGUUUCGAAUCUGCCUGGUUUAACGCGAGCAUUUUCAGUGCGCGAGUCUGGUCAAAAAAUGGUAGUGGCAUUAUCGAACGGAACAAUUGUUCGAUGGCUUUCCGCCUCGGAGUUCCUCGUGUGUGAUGCUGACGAGGUCGGAAACGUCUAUGCCGCGAAUCCUCGAAUCUCUUCCGUACGUAAACUCUCCGAUGUGGUCGUGAGUGCAUUUGUAAGUGACGACAAACUGGCCACACUUCAAGGAAACAACGUCAUCAGGGUGUACUCCGGUGCUGAAGUUGUACUGGAAGCAAAAAUGAAAUCCGACGGUCAGUCUGGGAGCCCAGUUUCGAUCUGCUAUCUACCUCUUAACAACGCAUAUCUUAUUGGAUCUAAUCAGGGUUCUAUUCGCUUAAUGUGCUAA
Cooperia oncophora is the source of this 1173-nucleotide messenger RNA. NCBI's taxonomy places the organism in Eukaryota, Metazoa, Nematoda, Chromadorea, Rhabditida, Trichostrongylidae. The record is from the annotation of a GenBank genome assembly.